AUGCCUUCAUUGCAUCCACUCCCGGUAGAAGUAGUGGAGCGAAUUAUCAGUUUUCUAUGCAUUAUGUCUCCGUCAACACCCACCGAGGAAAUGAAUAGUGCGGAUCAACCUUUUUUAACCCACCAAACCUUCGUCGAUCUGCUUAAACUUCGAUUGUUAGCUAGGGCUUGGGCAGCAGCGAUUCCAACAUUUAUAUACUCAUCCCUGUAUCUAAAAAAACCAUUUUUCAAUCAGUAUGCCGUCAGAAUGUGGAAUAACUACUUGUUUGUGUCAAAUCUGGCAAACUUACGUCGGCUUUGCUUAGAUCAACUCCUAUAUAUACCAGCUUCGAAGGCAGAUGGGUACCAUAUGGGGUUAUCAGAUGAAUGCAGUGACCAAUUCGAGCUCGAAUACAGUCACUCAAGAAUUUUACUUCUGACACUCCGCAAUACACUCGAGGCCUUAACUGUCAAUACCAUCCCAAUUGAUCUCCCUCGCUCAAUCCGCAUCGGAGGCAUUCCCAACCUGCGAAUCAUACAUUGUAAACAGAUCAGCUACUUCCGCCACCAUCCAGUUUGGUUUGACUGGGCAUUGUUUAAUACGAUUGAGGUCUUCAUCGUGGACUACCGUGACGAUAAGGCUUACUGGAAAAGAUUUUUAAGGACACCCGGGGGACCUCAUCUGAAGGAAGCGGUCAAAUUGAAAAAAUUCAUCUUUGUAACAGGAGAUGAUGAUUUAACUCAAGACUCAGAGUUAGAAAAUAUGCUCAAAAGUUAUGGAAUUAGAUGCGACUUUGUAUCGGAGAUGACACAUAAAGACAUGUUGGUAUGGCGACAGAGAAAAGGUGCCUGCGUAUUGAAACCACCAGAGGUUGGAGGGAGGGCACCCUACGCCCAAUAUGACUGGGACUUGGGAAAAUUUGAGCUCGACAUAAUUUAUGAUGCUGUGUGA
Molecule: messenger RNA, 930 nt
Organism: Melampsora larici-populina 98AG31
Lineage: Eukaryota; Fungi; Basidiomycota; Pucciniomycetes; Pucciniales; Melampsoraceae
Exons: 3
Coding region: 1-930 (309 amino acids)
Source: RefSeq, a predicted model, not a curated record